Molecule: messenger RNA, 1382 nt
Organism: Gadus morhua (Atlantic cod)
Lineage: Eukaryota; Metazoa; Chordata; Actinopteri; Gadiformes; Gadidae
Gene: gdf3
Product: growth differentiation factor 3
Exons: 2
Coding region: 130-1257 (375 amino acids)
Cellular component (GO): extracellular region
Molecular function (GO): growth factor activity; cytokine activity
Source: RefSeq, a predicted model, not a curated record
GCCAAUCACGCCACUACUCAGUCACCUGCGUCUCGGUGCAGGAGUUAAAAUGGCAAUAAAAACAAAGGCAUCUCUGCCCCGCGAGACGCGAUUGUGCGUAUAAGUCAAAUCUAUGCCCCUCUUGAAAAGAUGACUUGUUUCGUGUUUUUAAGCGUUUUAUUUACGGGCACAUUUGCCCUAACUAACGUGGAGGAGGUGGAUUCUCGAGAGCGUUUGUUUUUAGAUUCCCUCGGGCUCUCCACCAGGCCGACUGCCGCAGGAGCCUCCAGACGGGUUCCGUCCAUGUUGUGGCGGAUGUUUCAAAGGAGUAAGGGCGACGAGGUCCAGGAAAGCGAGUCGUGCAUGGUGUCCGAGUACGGCGUGCGCGGAAACAUCAUUCGAUACGUGCAGGACCAGGGCAGAUCGGUGUCUUGCUGGGGCGGCCAGGACUGCGUGGAGAAGCAACUGUUCUUCAACAUGUCGGUCCUGCAGCCCGUGGAGCAGCUCUCUCUGGCCCGUCUGGAGGUCAAGUUUCAGUGGGGUGUGUUCAGGGCCCCGGAGUUUUUCCUGGGGCCCCGGACCCUCGACGUGUCCCUGUAUAAAGUAGUUAGAACCACUCUGAGGGGCGCGAGCCACGAGGCUAACCGAAGGCUCCUUUUAUCCCAGUCGGUGGCACUUGGACCCGAGCCCGCCUCACUCACACUGGACCUUACCUCCCUGGCCGAGACCUGGCGAAAGGCGGGCCGCAACUACGGCCUGGUGCUGGCGCUGCAGCCGCCGAGAAAUGACCCGGAGGAGGAGCUACUCCCCUUCCGCCCCGGGAACACUCUCCCGCUGCAGCCGGCGGCCGUGUCUGCGCCGCCGCCAGAGGUCCACGCCGCCCUGGUGGCGGUGUCCCUCAACCCCCAGCAGUGUCGCUCCAGACGGCGGCGGAGCGCCGUCCACCUCCCCGUGACGCCCAGCAACGUGUGCAAACCUCGGCGCCUCUACAUCGACUUCAAGGACGUGGGGUGGCAGGACUGGAUCAUCGCGCCGCAGGGCUACCUGGCAAACUACUGCCACGGCGAGUGCCCCUUCCCGCUUAGCGAGAGCCUGAACGGCACCAACCACGCCAUCUUGCAGACCCUAGUGCACUCGCUGGACCCACGCGGGACCCCGCAGCCAUGCUGCGUGCCCAUCCGUCUCUCGCCCAUCUCCAUGCUGUACUACGACAACAACGACAACGUGGUCCUGCGGCACUACCAGGACAUGGUGGUGGACGAGUGCGGCUGUCGAUGAGCGUGCGAAGGGACGUGUCUGGUCCACAUUCGUGCUCAAAACACCUGGUGGUGGAACAGGGGUUCAGAACUUUAACAUUGUGUAUAGGUUACUUUUUUUAAAUAAAGGAUUGUUGUGGAAAGGAC